AAUUCAGAGGAAGAAACAGUACUGAUAUAAAUAGGCAGAUAAUUUUAUCACUGAUCAUAUUGUCAGUUUUAGUGAGUUCACUCUCAAGUCUGGAACAAUGUUUGCACGUGGAGUCAUCGUCCUUCUCUGUGUCCUAGUGGCCGUAUCUGAUGGAGAGAGAGCACCUGACUGCAAGCCUAACCCGUCUAAUGCAUGCCCAGAGAUCUAUAAACCCGUGUGUGGAUCUGAUGGAAAAACAUACAGCAAUGAAUGCGAACUGUGUGUUGCCAUCAGGGAAUCAGGAACUGAAAUCUCUAUUGUGAAGGAAGGCAAAUGUGAUCAAUUUCUACAGCCUGACUGCAAGCCUAACCCUAAACCUAAACCUGAGUUUAUCGUGUGCACGAUGGACUAUUCACCCGUGUGUGGAUCUGAUGGAAAAACAUACGGCAAUAAAUGCCUGCUGUGUGCUGCCAUCGAGGAAUCAGGAACUGAAAUCUCUAUCGUGAAGGAAGGCAGAUGCGAUGAAGAUCUGCUUGUGUGACACAGGAAUGGCAGCAUAAUUCAGCUUGACAGACCUUUAGUCAGCAUUAUUGUGUCUCAUUCAUUAUAACCUGAAUGUGUAACGGUUUAAUCCUUAAAUAAAUGCUGCAUAUUGAA
Molecule: messenger RNA, 636 nt
Organism: Megalobrama amblycephala (Wuchang bream)
Lineage: Eukaryota; Metazoa; Chordata; Actinopteri; Cypriniformes; Xenocyprididae
Product: double-headed protease inhibitor, submandibular gland-like
Exons: 6
Coding region: 98-520 (140 amino acids)
Molecular function (GO): protein binding; serine-type endopeptidase inhibitor activity
Source: RefSeq, a predicted model, not a curated record